Messenger RNA from Ahaetulla prasina, 9309 nucleotides. RefSeq lists its product as uncharacterized. Bases 1582 to 3123 code for a protein of 513 amino acids. NCBI's taxonomy places the organism in Eukaryota, Metazoa, Chordata, Lepidosauria, Squamata, Colubridae. Gene Ontology annotation, molecular function: catalytic activity. The transcript has 2 exons. The record is from RefSeq and is a predicted model, not a curated record.
UGGCAUGAUUCUUCUGUGCUUCAACACCCAAACAGCUAGCAGGGAAAAUAUCCACCAAUCAUGGCAUUUCUUCAGGAACAGGCUAGGUGCUGGUCUGAGACUGGAAGAGGUUACCAAGGAAGAGAUACCCAGAACACCUAAUUGGACAACAUGACCUGUGACAACAAGUGGGGGAGCUGUCUAAUCUUUAAUUGUACAGAAAGCACAGGAAAUAGCCAGAGCUGGUUUUAAGAUCAUCCAUGCCAAAAUGAUGUACUCAAUAAAGCAGUUCUUUGAGGAAACUAAAAGUCUUGGAGUGCUGACUCAUUUGUGUUCAUCAGUUAGAACCUUAACAAUAAACCAGCUGUCACUUUUUAAGCUUUAACUAGCAAACAAAACCUCUGGCGUCCUGAGCCCUGGCUGCCUACCCAAUCAUUUUCAGGAGGAUGGAGAAGACUCAGGGAAGGUCAAAGAGAUGGAAAUGGAGUCGGAGAGAAGCCAAGAAUGGUGCCCGCUGGGACAAAGGUUCAGAUCUGUUCCGGUGGCCGCUCCCCUGGUCACCCCAACCUGCAGAGCCAUCCUAUGCUUCUGGUGUGCAGUCAAAUGCUUCCCCACCAAGAGGGGGGCCAUCCGCUCCCACCGAGCUAAAGAAGCCACAACAAAAGGGAAGAGAGUAUAGCACACCAGGCCAUAGAGUUCUUCUCCCCUAGCAGUGAGGGAGAGGGAACUCUGGUUGAAGGGGACCAUCAGUCAGCUUGUUAUGACAGCGUAGAUGAGGGAGAAGGCAGUCCAAUGGUAAGUGGAGCUGGUUGCACCUUCUCUGCCAAUCCUCUGGCAAGGAUUGUAGCACCCAAGUCGGGAGCCCAGGGAGAAUUGAAGACACUCAUAGACAUGGGCUGCACCCAAUGCCCACUUGUCCAUGGCUCUGAAGAUAGGAAUACGAGCGAGGAAGCUGCCCCAGUCCAUGAGGUUUGAGCAGGUGGACUUGUCCCUAAUAGGAGGCUCCCCCAGAAUGAGCUCAUACAAUUGAAAAUAGGCAAGUACCAUGAGAUCAUCUGGUUCAUAAUAAUGCCAAAAAUGAUGGCGGUAGUGAUUCUAGGGAUGUCCUGGCUAGAAAAGUGGGGCCUGACCAUAUGAUGGCAGAAAGGAGAAAGGAAAAUGAGCACAAUUUCCCUGUUGGGGGCUCAGGAGAAGGUGAAUGGCAGAGUAAGGAGGCUGGAGGAAGCGUGUAGCUGAAAGUGGCUUCAGAACAGCAGCCAGAAGCCCAGUUCAUCCCCCAAGAGUAUCGGAACCUGAAGGGGGUGUUCAGUGAAGAGGAAUGUGAUGUCCCAUAUUCCCCUGCCCUACCGACUGUGUGAUAGAGAUCCUGUCAGAGGCAAAACUCCCCAAACCAAAGAUAUACUCUAUGACCCCAAAAGAAUUGGAGGAUUUGAGAAACUACAUUGAUAAGUAAGUGGGAGAGGCAGAUAUGGCGGAGGGGGGGGGGCGUAUCGAGAGUUGGGAGCACGUGUUCAAUGUCUGAAAGCGAUCACGUGCUCCGGCCCCCCAGUCCCUACCCGUUCCUCGGGCGGCCAUGAUCCUCAGAGCUUGGAUCUUCGGCUGAUGUUAUGUAAUGCCCGGUCCGUGGUUAAUAAAGCUCCCCUGAUUUGCGAUCUUAUUCAGGGGGAGUCCGCGGACCUUAUGGGCAUUACGGAGACCUGGUUGGGUCCAGAGGGGGGGGUUCCCCUUGUUGAGCUGUGCCCUCCAGGUUUCCGAGCAUUUCAUCAGCCGAGGGCCCAAGGUAGGGGUGGGGGGGUGGCGGUUGUUAUUAAGGAAGAUCUAGAGCCGAGGGAGGCCACUGUUCCUCAGAUUGCCGGCUGUGAAUCCCUCUAUGUGCGGUGGGGCCAUAGGAAUCAGUUGGGCUUGUUGAUCGCGUACCUGGCUCCUUGCAGCGUGACCACAGCCCUGCCUCAGCUGUUGGAGGUACUUGCCGCUGUGGCGGUUGAGACCCCCAGACUUAUAGUCAUGGGGGAUUUCAACCUUCCAUCAGCUGGCUUGUUAUCGACGGCAGCUCGGGAGUUCCAGGCUUCCAUGACGGCCUUGGACUUGAUUCGAGUAAAUGAUGGCCCUACGCACAUGGGGGGAGGCAUGCUGGAUCUGAUUUAUAUCUCUGGACAGUGGUUAAAUGAUCUGGAAUUAGAUGGUUUAGUAACAGAACCAAUGUCAUGGUCCGAUCAUUUUCUCCUUCGCCUAGACUUCCGAACCGCCACUCACCAUCGCAGGGAGACGGAACCUAUACGUUGGUUCCGUCCCAGGUGCCUGAUGGACCCCGAGAGGUUCCUGACGGAGCUUGGGCCAUUCCCUGAGGAUCUGGCCCACGGCACGACUGAGGAACUAGUCGUGGCCUGGGAACAGGCCGCGGCCGGGGCCUUGGACCGUGUCGCGCCUUUGCGGCCUCUGACCCGGCGCAGAUCUCGUCCGGCCCCUUGGUUCUCCGAGGGGCUGAGGGAGAUGAAACGCCGGAGAAGACGCCUAGAGAGCACCUGGAGGUCCAGUCGUUCCAAAGCUGAUCGGACACUAGUUAGGUCCUAUUCUAGGACCUAUCUAGUGGCAAUGAGGGAGGCGAGGCGUUCUUACGCCUCCACCCUCAUUGCGUCGGCAGAUAACCGCCCGGCCGCCCUGUUUCGGGUGACCCGCUCCCUUCUUCAUCAGGAGGUGCGGGAUGACCCUUUGCAGGGAUGUGCCGAGGAGUUUACUGGUUAUCUAUACGAUAAAAUCGCUCAGCUCCGGGAUGGCCUGGACCGAAAUUGGGAUGAUCCAAGCGAGGGAGAGGAGGCACGUCUUGUCGAGUCUGUUUGGGAUGAGUUUGACCCUGUGGCUCCCGAGGACGUGGACAGGUUGUUGGGGAGGCUUCACGCCACGACAUGUUUACUGGACCCGUGUCCUUCCUGGCUGGUACUGGCCACUCAGGAGGUGACACGAGGCUGGCUCCAGAGGAUUAUCAACGCUUCUUUGUUGGAAGGCGUUUUCCCUGCCGCCUUGAAAGAGGCGGUGGUGAGACCCCUCCUCAAGAAGCCCUCCCUGGACCCAGCUAUUUUGGGCAAUUAUCGUCCAGUCUCCAACCUUCGCUUUGUUGCGAAGGUUGUAGAGAGUGCUGUGGCGUGACAGCUACCCCAAUACCUGGAUGAAGCCGUCUAUCUAGACCCGUUCCAGUCCGGCUUCCGACCCGGAUACAGCACGGAGACAGCUUUGGUCGCAUUGGUGGAUGAUCUCUGGAGGGCCAGGGAUAGGGGUUACUCCUCUGCCCUGGUCCUAUUAGACCUCUCAGCGGCUUUUGAUACCAUCGACCAUGGUAUCUUGCUGCGCCGGUUGGGGGGAUUGGGAGUGGGAGGCACCGUGUAUCGGUGGUUCUCCUCCUAUCUCUCCGACCGGUCGCAGACGGUGUUGACAGGGGGGCAGAGGUCGACCGCGAGACGCCUCAUUUGUGGGGUGCCGCAGGGGUCGAUUCUCUCGCCCCUUCUGUUCAACAUCUAUAUGAAGCCGUUGGGUGAGAUCAUCAGUGGCUUCGGGGUGAGAUACCAGCUGUACGCUGAUGACACCCAGAUGUACUUUUCCACCCCGGGCCACCCCAAUGAAGUUGUUGAAGUGCUGUCCCGGUGUUUGGAAGCCGUACGGGUCUGGAUGGGGAGAAACAGGCUCAAGCUUAAUCCCUCCAAGACGGCGUGGCUGUGGAUGCCAGCAUCCCGAUUCAGUCAGCUGCAGCCGCAGCUGACUGUUGGAGGCGAGUUAUUGGCCCCAAAGGAUAGGGUGCGCAACUUAGGUGUCCUCCUGGAUGAACGGCUGUCAUUUGAGGAUCAUUUGACGGCCGUCUCCAGGAGGGCCUUCCACCAGGUUCGCCUGGUUCGGCAGUUGCGCCCCUUCCUUGAUCGGGAUGCCUUGUGCACAGUCACUCAUGCGCUCGUUACCUCUCGCUUGGAUUAUUGUAAUGCUCUCUACAUGGGGCUCCCCUUGAGGUGCACUCGGAGGCUUCAGUUAGUCUAGAAUGCAGCUGCGCGGGUGAUAGAGGGAGCUACGCGUAGCUCCCACGUAACACCACUCCUGCGCAGACUGCACUGGCUACCUGUGGCCUUUCGAGUGCACUUUAAGGUUUUGGUUACAACCUUUAAAGCGCUCCAUGGCUUAGGGCCUGGGUACUUACGGGACCGCCUGCUGUUACCGCAUGCCUCCCACCGACCCAUAUGCUCUCACAGAGAGGGACUUCUCAGGGUGCCGUCCGCCAAGCAAUGUCGGCUGGCGGCCCCCAGGGGAAGGUCCUUCUCUGUGGGGGCUCCCACACUCUGGAACGAACUUCCCCCGGGUUUACGCCAAAUACCUGACCUUCGGACCUUCCGUCGCGAACUGAAGACACAUCUUUUCAUUCGCGCGGGGCUGGCUUAAAUUUUAUCGAUUCUAAAUUUUUUAUUAAUAAUUUUAAAUGGGGUUUUAGUUUAUUAUAUAUUUUAAACUUUUUAGGCUAAUUAUAAAAUAAGUUUUUUAAUUUGCAUUUUAAAUUGUACAUUGUAUUGCCUGUUUUAUUUUUGCCUGUACACUGCCCUGAGUCCUUCGGGAGAAGGGCGGUAUAAAAAUCAAAAUAAUAAAUAAAUAAAUAAAAUAAAUAAGGACCUGGCCAGGGUUCAUCCAGCUGGCCAAGCCCUGUGUAGCAUCCCCCGUACCGUUCAAAGAGAAGGACAGGUAGCUGAGGCUAUGUGUGGAUUUUAGGGGGAUCAGUGGGGUAUGCAUGUGCCGCUCCCCCUAAUGAAGGACAUCUUGGGCCAUUUGACCAAAGGGAAGAUUUUCAAGAACCUAGACCUGAGGGAGGCAUACUACUGAGUGAGAAUCAAGGUGGGCGACGAGUGGAAGAGUGCCUUUAAUUGCCCGCUGGAGAGCUUCCAAUUCAAAGUGAUGCCGUUUGAUCUCCAAGGAGCCCCCACUGUGUUCAUACAGCUAAUUAACGAGAUACUCCAUGAACACCUGUAUAAGGGGGUCUUAGUGUACCUAAAUGAUAUUCUCAUCUUCAUUGAAACAAUGGAAGAGCACACGAAGUGUGCCAGAUGCUCAAAAGCUUCUAGUGGUGAACCUAUUGGCUAAGCUAUCUAAGUGUGAAUUCCACAAAACCUGCCUAGACUACCUGGGCUACUGAGUGUCAAGGGAAGGGGUAGAGAUUGACCCGGAAAAAGGUAAAAGCCAUACUCAAGUGGCAGGCCCUAUGAACCCGUAAGCAGCGGCAGUUUUUCUGAGUUGCAAACUUCUACAGGCAGUUUAUCCCCUCUUUUGCCAAGUUCCCUCUGGUGAUCACUGAGCUGCUGAAGACAGGAAAGGGGGGAGGGAAGCUGCACCCGAGCCAGCCUCUAACCUGGACGAUAGAGUGCCAGGAUGUUUUUGAGAAGUUAAAGGGAGUGUUUGCUGAGGAAUCAGCCCUGAAACACUAACUCUGAAAAGCCUUUCAUUAUCCAGGCCGAUGCCGGUAGGGGAAGUUCUCUUACAGAAAAAUUGAGAGGGGAAGCUGCAACCAUGCACAUGUCCUGAAAGCUCACCAAAACAGAGAGACAUUGAGCAGUGUGGGAGAAGGAAAUCUUUGCUAUCCGAUGGAUGCUGCUAACAUGGCACCAAUUCCUCGAGGGGGGCAAAGUGCCAUUUGAGAUAUGGACUGAUCAUAAGAACCUGGAGGUGCUUCGGACUCCCCAAAAACUCUCACCUAAGCAAGUCCAGUGAGCACAAUACUUCAACCAAUUUGAGUUCGAGCUGAAGUACAUCCCAAGGGAGCAAGAAUUUCCUAGCGGACUCCCUGUCCCACCUGCCAUAAUACAAAAGUUGUCAGGAGGAGGUGGUAGACUUUUUCAUUCCUUCCCCUCAGAAAGUGGCACAAGUGAUGACGAGGCAGUAGCCAAGGAGAAGACAGUCAGAUCCCAGUAACGAACUGACCCAGCAACUAAAAAAAGAGUUGCAAUCCGACCCAUGGUACAAGGACCAUGGGGAAAAGCUUACACUGAAGGAAGGGCUGGCCUGGAAGAGUGGCAAGUUGUAUGUCCUCAGCACCCUAAGGCUCAAGUUUUGCAACAAAGGCAUGAUGCCAAGCAAUCAGGCCACUUCAGGUUCCUAAACACCCUGCACUUAACAAGGAGACAAUUUUGGUGGCCACAAAUGAAAAAGGACAUAGAGAACUAUGUGAAAAGCUGUGCUGUGUGCAGCGAUGAAAAAAUGGCCAGGGAAGAGCCCAGGAUUACUGCAACAGAUAGUUGAUCUGACUUGACCAUGGGAGGAGAUAGUGAUGGACUUUAUAGUGAAGCUCACAGAGAGCAGGGGAAAUACAAUAAUCUGGACCGUGAUAGACCUUUUCUCCAAGCAAGCACACUUCGUCACCUGCUCAAAUCUCCCUUCCACCCAAAGACUGGCCAAGAUGUUCCUGCAGCAUGUCUGGCAGCUGCAUGGGAUGCCAAAAAGGAUCAUCUCGGACUGGGAAGUCCAGUUCACUGCAAAGUUCUGGAGGGAGUUCAUUAAGUUAAUUGGGUCAUCUCAAGGGCUUAGCUCUGCCUUACAUCCGAGUAUGAACAGAUCUGUUUAAUGAGCUAACACAAUGAUAGAACAGUACCUGAGGUGCUAUGUUAACCAUCAGCAAUCUAACUGGGCAGAUCACCUGCCAUUUGCUGAAGUUGCCUAUAAUAAUAGAGUGCAUAGUAGCACGCGACUCACCCUCUCUAACGUAGCCACGGGGUGGAAUUCAUCCCCAUGCCAGAAUAGCUGCAGGAACCCCUCUCCUCCUUGAGCCUAAUGGAAUGGGUGGGUUCCUUACAAAGUGCAUGGGGAAAUGUAAAACGGGCAUUAGCUAAAGCAACAGAAACGCAGAAGGCGCAGGCAGUUAAGAGACCAUCACCCGAGAGGCCAUUUCACAUUGGGGAGAAGGUCUACGUCUCCACAAAAACAUCUGUAAUUGAAACUAUUCCAUUGGAAACUGGGUCCAAAAUUCAUAGGAACUUUUUUAAUAGUAAAAAUAAUAAACCCAGUGACAAUAGAAUUGAAACUGCCGCUUUUGUUAGGGAAAAUGCACCCAGUUUUCCAUUGCAGUCUGCUCAAGCCGGUGGCAGGGUCAGAAUUAAGUCCACUAGCAUAACGAUGAACAUAUUAUUGCUAAGAUUUAUAAAAUGUUAUUGAAAUUGAAUUUGGAAAAUGAACAUGUGAAACAUAGUAUGAUUCAGCAGGCAAGGGAUUUUGGAUAUAAUGUGAUGCUUGAACAAUGGGAAAAUACUGUAUUAGAUGAUAGAUCUUUAUAGAAACGACUUGUUCAUACUAUUAUGGAAAAGCAAAAGGCUGUGAUCUGUUGUUAAUGCCUUAUUCUACUGUAACAGUGAGAAUUGGAAGUCAAUGCUUAUUUUUCUUUUUACUCCCCUAUCCUUCCUCAGUUUUCUUUCCCCUUCCCCCUCCCUUUUCAUUGUCCUCUUAUUUACUUUCACAAUACCUUAUAACUUAAUAAAAUACGAUUUAAAAAAAGAACUAAAUCCGCUAGCAAGGUUAGCUCCGCCUCCAAUAGUGGUGCAGGGGGGAACCCACUAUGAAGUCAAGAGGAUCCUGGAUUCCAGGCUACAGAAGGGUAAACUUCAAUACCUGGUCCAGUGGAAAGGGUAUCCACUAGCAGAGGCUAGAUAGGUGAAGGCCAGGGAUAUGAAAGUGGACUACUUAAUAAAAAAGUUUCAGGAGAAGUACCCCCAGAAACCGGGGAGUCCUCCCCAAAGUCAGGGGGGGACCCAGCCACUGCUAAUGUAUGUGUGUGCUUGAUAUUUCCAGGUGCUCUUUAGGGGGAUCUGACUAUCAACUUUGAAACGGAUUGGGCCCAUCACAGCCAAUUUUCUCUGUUUCUCAGUUUGACGCACUUUGGGGGGACAAGGGAGCUUUGCAAUGUUAAACCAGAUAUCAACAACUUCCUAUCUCAUGGGAACCAAGAUCAUCCCAACAGGUGCUGGCCAGAGACUGAAAGAGGCUUACCAAGAAGAUGCCAGAACACCUAAUUGGAUAAUCAUAAUGUGACCUGUGACAAGGAGAGAGGGAGCUGUCUAAUCUUUAAUUGUACUGAAAGUGCAGGAAAUAGCCAGAGCUGGUUUUAAGAUGAUCCGUGCCCUAAUGAUGUACUAAGUAAAGCAGUUCUUUGAGGAAACUGAAAGUCUUGGAGUGCUGACUCAUUCGAGUUCAUCAGUCGGAACCUUGAAACACACAUGUUAAGGCUCAAAGACAUUAUCUUUUAUCAUUUUUUUUUUUAACAAUAAUGAAAUUCAUACCAAUAACUUGCACAAAUGACCAAUAACUUAGAAUUAGGUUUGUUCUAAUCUAGUGAUGGCUAACCUUUUUGCCGUCGUGUGCCAAAAGUAGGGGGAAUGGGGGGCGUUGCAUGCAGGGGUGCCGGCACCCAUAAUUCAAUGCACCUGCCCCCACGAACGCAUGCCCCCGGUGCUCCCCCAGCUUUUGGCAUGCGAUGGCAUGAUGGGCCCAGUAGGCCCAUUUUUCGCCUUCCCCAGAGGCUUUCUUGGAGCCUGGGGACGGCUAAAAUAACCUUCCCCACCACCUCUGGAGACCCUCCGGAGGCUUAAAACAGCCCGUUUUCCGAUUUACAAUGGGCCCAGAAGGCUGACCAGCAUACGCAUGUGUGCUGGAGUUAAGCUAGGGCAAUGCUCAUGUGCCCACAGAUAUGGCUCUGCAUGUCAUAGGUUCGCCAUCAGAGUUCUAGUCUUUCCCCCAGUAUACACUUUGUUAUUCCAUUUAAAUUAAUAUUGCAAAGAUAAGAUGCAUUGGAAGUACGGGGCCUGAAACCGUCAGCAUUCUCAGACAAGGAAAAAGGGUAUCAGAUGAGAUAAGAGGAUGCAAAAUGUUAUUAUGGAAGGAUGGAUAUAGUAAUCAGUAGUAGAUUUUGAGGGGAAGCAAAAAUCAACCUAUGUGGCAAAUACCAAGGGUCUAGUUCUAAUAUGGAGGCAAAAUGGGUGUUUAAGGUUAAUGGUGGUCAUAAUAAAAAGAAAGUUUCAUUCAGCUAAAAACAAAUAUUAUUGGAUAACAAGGAUAUUUUCAAAAGUUAACUAUUUAUCCUAUGCAGUUUUUUUCUCCCCACCAACAUUGGUUUAAAAAUGGGUGGGAAAAAAAUAUGUUUGGAUCAGCUGUAUUUGUCCAAUACUUGACUAUCAAGCCUUUUCAAUGUAGUACUUCUGUACUAAGCAUUUAAAGAGAGGAAUUUGAAGAGAUUUUUGGGCUUUAUUCUCUGGUCCCAUUUUGUCCCAAAUUGCAUGCAGCAGAAGAAAAACAAUCUCUUCCAGAUUAUGCAGCCUGGAAGGCAUU